This is a messenger RNA of Caenorhabditis bovis, 972 nucleotides long. Lineage: Eukaryota; Metazoa; Nematoda; Chromadorea; Rhabditida; Rhabditidae. The record is from the annotation of a GenBank genome assembly.
AUGAAUCCAACUUCAGAAAUUUCGGCAUUGGCUCCCAGUGAAUCCUCAACUGAUCCAACAUUGCAAAAAAAGGAAGAGAAUGAGGAGAACUCGGAAGAUAUUCUUGAAUUGAAGAUUCCGGGAGCUUGCGCGAGAAUUCUCAAAAAUCUCUCACUGUUCCUCAUUUUUCCGAAAAUUGCGAUUCUCUUGUUCGUCUACUUCACGGUGUACUCGAUUUUUCAGUUUUGGAGUCUUUUCGGAUGGUAUACGGUAGGUUUUGCUGGAUUCGCAAUGCUCAUUUGCCUUUUGAUUGUUGUUCAUGAGAUAAUAUCGAGAGAGACCGUUUUUGCCAGCAAAAUUGGCAUCUAUUUUUGGUUUUUCGCGCAGUUUUUGGCGUUUUUGGCGAUUUUCGGCCUGGCUUCCGUGUUUUAUUUGAACACUUUCACCGAAUUUUUCGCCAUAAAUUUCAAACAAAAUUUUUUGAGAGGAAUGGAAGAAAAUGAGCCAAUUGAAAUCCACCAAUUUCAGCAAAUGUUUGAAUGUUGCGGUGUUCCACUUCAUGGCCACCUAAAAUGGAAUAAGACGACAGUUUCGUUGAAAAAUCCAUUUUCUUCCUGGUUUUAUUAUACAAUUCUUGAUGAGACCUAUAUAGAUGAAGCCAAUGUCCUUUUCACUCUUCCAUGGUCGUGUUGUAGGGACACAUUGAAUUGUGAGCACGCCGUCUUUGAGAGAAUCACUAAUAAAAUGAAUUCGGAUCGUGAAAUUGAUGAUAGUUCAAUUGCGAAUGAAUUGCAUAUUGUCGACACCGCUUUGGGAACUCGCGUGUUAAAUGAUGCCUUAAAAGGGAUAUUCUCGAGCUCUUGUGAUGAUCAAGCAUGGAAUGAGCUGCAUCGAAUCGGAGCUCAAUUGAGUGUUGCGCUAAUGGCAAAUUGCUUGCUCGUAGUUGUCUCGACACUGUGCUCGUUCGCCGCUCGUCAACUCAUCGUCGGCUGA